CACCGCCAAAAGCCAAAUAUGUACGUUUCUAUAUACGCGUCCCAAGUCAAAUGAGAAACUUGUCUAAUCUGAUCUAUCAAAACUAAAGCCCUACGUCCCAAGUCAAAUGAGAAACUCGUCUGAUCUGAUAUAUGAAAACUAACACUGCAUGGGCUCAAAGAAGACUAAUAGAGUACCUGGUUUCGUGAAUCAAAAUUCAAGAAAAUGGGUAAUUGCAAUGGAACUCGUGGUGGAAAAAGAAGAUUCAAGUUCCUGAUGAGAGAGCAAACGGAUUCCAUGAGUGCCCAUGAAGGAAUAAAGACUGUGAAGGUGGAUAAUCUCUGCGAUUUCUCAAGAAGUUCUGAUCUCUGCAUCUGCGUAAUGACCUGGAACAUGAACGGAAAGGUCUCUUAUGAAGAUUUGGUGGAGCUGGUGGGCAGCAACCGGAAGUUUGAUCUACUGGUUGUGGGUUUGCAAGAGGUACCUCGAAAAAACAUUGCAGGAUUAUUGCAGGCUGUUCUUGUGGAUACUCACAUACUGCAAGGGAAGGCCAUCAUGCAAUCUCUUCAGUUGUACGUAUUUGCUCCAUUGAACUCAGGGUUAUUCAUCAAAGAAUUGAAGGUGGAUAAGCAUUCUGUGGGUGGAUUUGGAAGAUUAAUUAGAAGAACAAAAGGGGCAGUAGCAAUCCAUAUCAAUUACAAAGGAAUUAGAAUGGUGUUUGUCUCUUGCCACCUCUCUGCUCAUGCUCGGAACGUGGAAGAAAGAAAUUCCCAAUGUAGACACAUAUCACACAAUCUUCUCUUCAGGAACUGGAACCCCUAUGCUAGACCUGCCCAAAUCACCCUAUGGUUGGGAGAUCUCAACUACAGGAUUCAGGGGAUAGAUACCUAUCCCGCCAGAAAUUUAAUACAGAAAGACCUUCAUAGACUGCUAACCAGCAAAGAUCAGCUCUUACAAGAAGCAGAAAGGGGACAGGUCUUCAACGGAUUCUGCGAGGGGACAUUGACAUUUAAACCAACGUACAAAUACAACGUGGGAAGCAGCAAUUACGAUACAAGCCACAAGGUAAGAGUCCCUUCAUGGACAGAUCGGAUAUUGUUCAAGAUACAAGAUGACGAAAUCACUGCAAGCUUACAUUGCUAUGAAUCCAUUGACGAUAUUUACAGCUCAGAUCACAAGCCUGUGAAAGCUCACCUCUGCUUGAAAGUCAAUGAACAAGCAGCACCUGAUAGCACUGGAUUAAAACCAUCAACUUAAAAACUAUAUCUGGCAUACAGGGAGAUUCUUGUUUAAACUCGGACUAUCACCACCCAACAGGCAACAUGUAUGAUGAGAUAUAUAUGUAAAAUAACUAAAACCCAUAUGUCGAUGUGUUGAGUCCACGAUGAUUCUGGUUUAGUAAGUUUUUCUCAUAUAUAUUUUCUUGUAAAAUCAAAAUUUUCCUUUUGAUUUUUUUGGACUAUUUUCAUCUAAUUAUUUCUUGUAAUAAAAUUUGCUUAUUAGUUUU
This is a messenger RNA of Hevea brasiliensis (rubber tree), 1486 nucleotides long. Its product is annotated as type IV inositol polyphosphate 5-phosphatase 11. The record is from RefSeq and is a predicted model, not a curated record. Gene Ontology annotation, biological process: response to abscisic acid; response to jasmonic acid; response to auxin. The transcript has 8 exons. Lineage: Eukaryota; Viridiplantae; Streptophyta; Magnoliopsida; Malpighiales; Euphorbiaceae. The coding region runs from base 205 to 1236 and encodes 343 amino acids. Gene Ontology annotation, molecular function: phosphatidylinositol-3,5-bisphosphate 5-phosphatase activity; phosphatidylinositol-3,4,5-trisphosphate 5-phosphatase activity. Gene Ontology annotation, cellular component: plasma membrane.